This is a messenger RNA of Periophthalmus magnuspinnatus, 3591 nucleotides long. RefSeq names its product insulin-like growth factor binding protein 6b (gene igfbp6b). Gene Ontology annotation, molecular function: insulin-like growth factor I binding; insulin-like growth factor II binding; fibronectin binding. Gene Ontology annotation, biological process: regulation of insulin-like growth factor receptor signaling pathway. The record is from RefSeq and is a predicted model, not a curated record. Gene Ontology annotation, cellular component: extracellular region. Lineage: Eukaryota; Metazoa; Chordata; Actinopteri; Gobiiformes; Gobiidae. Bases 305 to 907 code for a protein of 200 amino acids. The transcript has 4 exons.
CUCUCUCCAUCUCCGGUUGUCUGCUGUGGCUCUGCAGGACACUAAACCAGAGCAGUGCAGAGGCAGAGGACCACAGAGGGACCACAGAGGGACCACAGAGGAGACAGAGGGACCACAGAGGGACCACAGAGGAGAUAGAGGAGACAGAGGAGACAGAGGGACCACAGAGGACACAGAGGAGACACAGAGGGACCACAGGGGAGACAGAGGGACCUCAGAGGGAGCAGAGAGUUGACACAGAGGAGACACAGAUAGAUCCUUAAACAGAAAUAGCUCCAGCUGACAGUGACAGACCAGGUGGAGGAUGCCUCUCUCCCACGUCUCUGCUGCUGUGCUGCUGCUGAUCGCUCACUGCGGAGCCUGGACCGGGGCCAGCCGCCUGGGCCCCUUUAAGCUGUGCCCCUCCUGCAGGGACCCUCUGAGCUCCAGCCGGCCCACCCGCGAGCACCAGUCUGCGGGCAGCACCACGGCUCUGGCCCUGGGGGAGCCCUGUGGAGUCUACACUCUGAGCUGUGCCAGGGGUCUGCGCUGUGUGCCCCCUCCCAGGGACCACAGCCCUCUGCAGGCUCUGCUCCAGGGACGAGGCGUCUGCACCAAGGGCAGCCGGACCGCGCCCACCGACAAACCCCACCCUGCAGGCCCUCAUCCUUCACACGGAGGUGAUCUGGACAAAGCUCCGUGUCGCCGCCUCUUGAACAGCGUCCUGAGGGGUCUGGAGCUCAUACUGUUCCAGUCAGACAGAGACAUCUACAUCCCCAACUGUGACACACGCGGCUUCUACCGCAGGAAACAGUGCCGCUCGUCAAAGGGCAUGCAGCGCGGCCACUGCUGGUGUGUGGAUGAGCACGGGACGCCGCUGCCCUCACGUGCUCCUGAAGAGGGCGCUCUAUCGUGUGAUGCAGAGUGACCCAAAGCUCCAGAGCCGAACCAGAGGAGAGGAAGAGGAGAGGCCUGGAGCAGGGACCAGGGACCAGAACAACCACCACCACCCCAUAAGAACUACGUACCAGAAACCAUCCUCUGUCCCUGUAGAGUCCAGAGGGACAGAGGCAGGGGACUGAGGGGAUCAGGCAGGUUUGAGGUGUGGAUGGAUAAAUAUAAAACUGACCACUAACUGCAGGACUUGAGAUGACAUCACAACAUUCUGCUGAGGCAGUUUAAGUUUAAAUAGUUAAAACACAGAGUUUUGAGUUCUUGGAUUUUACUCAAUAGUUGAAUUCAUCAGGUUAAGCAUUUAUGAAUUUACCUUUUGGAUAUUUCAUAGCAAAGUACAGUGUAAUUGAUGGGGAAAACUGGCUCUGGCUCCCCCGUCUGGGCACAUGGCAUCAUGACAUUCUAGAAUCUGAAAACCACAAAUUGAGGCGGGUGAUAAAUUGUUAAUUGCUAUAGCAACGGCCCUGCUUUUUCAUGAUUCUGAAUUCCAUGGAUCCAGUGAUAUUUCUGCACUUUUGUGGUUUAUUUUACAGUCCUUUCACUUUAGUGAGAUACUUCAACCCCAUCCAAGACACUUAUGAGCACAGAUGGGCUUAAUGCCAAUUAAUUGCGAUAAUGCCAAAAAGCUGUUGAAAUAUUAAGUUUUGUCAAUAUUGCCCACAUGUAGUAACAAUACAGAUAUUUUUCAUUAUAGUAACAUAUAUUGCGUACAAGAAAUACUGUUCCCUACCCCCAUUUGAGAGAGGCUCAUUCCACUGUCUGAAUAUGACCCCUGACCUCUUCCACAGACCACAGAUCUGCCUGAAUGUUCCACAGAUGCAGUAACAGCGCCCCCGCCUGGUGACAUGCUGCUUGUUCACAUGAUUGCACUGCCUUGGUGAUGUUUGGUGAUGUUUUGGUGAUGUUUGCCUGGCUCUGACACUGCCUGCUCUUCUCAGUUGGCUGGUACUGUUAUUCAGGUGAAGACCCGCCCCUCUUCCUCUCUCCAAAGAUACACUGACAUCAACUCAACUCAAACUCACUUUUUUAAAUUUGCUGUUUAUUUAUUUUUUUUAAGUACAGAUAUUAGGGCUGGAUGAUUCAUUUAAAUUAAAUUAAAAUUGCAAUUUGAAUAGGAGCAGAUUGCAAAGAAUGGAAUGAUGACGACUUUAAUGGUGUAUUACAUGGCUUUUCUGGUGUGAAGUCAGCCAUUGUAUUGGGUUUGCCUGGAAUGUUCCAUAGCGUAGCAUUAAAUACACUACGCUCAUGACAGAUUAGAUUUGCUUACUGUUUAUGUUGAUAAGGGGUUAAACCUGGCCUAUACUUUACCAUUAGUGCAAAAUAUUUAGAUGGGUUUACAGCGGUCCAAAGUGUUGCUAAGUGCCCACUCCAUGUUAAACCAGAGGGGCGGAUGGGAAGGGGGCAUACCUUCAACAGCCUCGCUCCAGAUUGGCUCUUUGGUUGCUAUGAUACUCGCAGUCAGAAUUCCAAAUAUGGAACUUGGCUCCAAAUUUGCCCCUAUAACUGCUCUAGCCUCGAUGAGCUUCAUUUGACUGGAGCCGAACACUCUGGGUGACAUCAGACUCACUUCUUUAUACAGUCUAUGAUACAGGCCCUUUAAGGUGGAGGUACUAAAUUUAUUCAGCCCUAAUAUUCGUUUUCAUUCAUGAUUUUGUCCCUGUCUUAAGUUCAUCACAUUUAAUUCCACCAUUCUCAUUUUGUGUUAAACUUCUAUAAAUGUAAAGUUUAUUUGUACAUACGUUUGGAUUCUGUGUUUUCACGUGUUGUAAAGAGGCAGAUAAAACGCUUACGGCUGUUACUGUUUUCAAAAAGUUGUAAGGCAUAUUUUUAUACAUAUAUAAUAUUUUAUAUAUGAAAUGUUGAUUUAUUUAAAAAGCUACAAUACAGUGCCAUGUAUUUUUAUAUUGUCAAUAGUUAUUUUUGUGUUAUUUUAUUUCAUGUUAAAGGUGCUCUGCGGAACUUUUCUGGCGAGGAUUCUGCCACCUGCUUAUUUCCAUGAAGAUUUUAUCAUUUUGCCUGCAAUACUCCACAGUGUGGCAUUACACUUAUCCACAUACGUAGUGGAAUGUAACAACGUAAAUGUAGUAAACUGUUCUGUACUUUAUCAAAAUCACUACAUUUGAAUCCUAAUAAGACCUCAAAAUUUUACUCUAUUAGUACAUUUUUAAACAAGUGCUUAAAUAAUUUUACUUAAGUAGCUUUUUUUAUGUGAUACUUUUGCUCCAAUAUUUGUACUUUUACUUAAGUAACAAAACUGAGUACUUCUUCCACCACUGCACUUAUCUGUCUUAUAUUUAUUCAUUUACCACUGUUUUUUUCUUAUAUAGACAUAAGUUUAAUGCCAUACUGUGCAAUAUUCUGGGCAAAGCAAUACAAUCUCCAUGGAGACAAGCAGGUGGUUAGACGCUCCAUUGGAAAAGUUGCAUAGUGCAGCUUUAACUGUUUCAAGAGAAGUUUAUAACAAAAAUAUAUAUUCAUUGGUUAAAUCUAAGUACUGUACAUCAGAGCAUAGAUGUCCAGUAUUAGUUCUGUAAUGUUGACAUUGACACUUCAUGAUAAUUAUAAUUUCAAGAGAAUAUAAAUUGUUAAACUGUUAUCGCUGUAGUACGUCUUUGGAAACUGUGUGUGUGCCGUGAAAAAAGCACAAAAAGAUCUGAU